Oncorhynchus kisutch (coho salmon) is the source of this 3629-nucleotide messenger RNA. RefSeq names its product tripartite motif-containing protein 16-like protein. Gene Ontology annotation, biological process: monoatomic ion transport; transmembrane transport. Gene Ontology annotation, molecular function: zinc ion binding; monoatomic ion channel activity; protein binding. The record is from RefSeq and is a predicted model, not a curated record. The transcript is spliced from 7 exons. Gene Ontology annotation, cellular component: membrane. Lineage: Eukaryota; Metazoa; Chordata; Actinopteri; Salmoniformes; Salmonidae. The coding region runs from base 1474 to 3165 and encodes 563 amino acids.
AAUCUACAAUGGAAUGGUUCAAAAAUAAACAUAUCCAGGUGUUAGAAUGGCCAAGUCAAAGUCCAGACCUGAAUCCAAUCGAGAAUCUGUGGAAAGUACUGAAAACUGCUGUUCACAAAUGCUCUCCAUCCAACCUCACUGAGCUCGAGCUGUUUUGCAAGGAGGAAUGGGAAAAAAGUUCAGUCUCUCGAUGUGCAAAACUGAUAGAGACAUACCCCAAGCGACUUACAGCUGUAAUCGCAGCAAAAGGUGGCGCUACAAAGUAUUAACUUAAGGGGGCUGAAUAAUUUUGCACGCCCAGUUUUUGAUUUGUUAAAAAAGUUUGAACUAUCCAAUAAAUGUCGUUCCACUUCAUGAUUGUGUCCCACUUGUUGUUGAUUCUUCACAAAAAAAUACAGUUUUAUAUCUUUAUGUUUGAAGCCUGAAAUGUGGCAAAAGGUCGCAAAGUUCAAGGGGGCCGAAUACUUUCGCAAGGCACUGUAUACCUUAGAGGCUCAGUAAUCAAGGAAGGCACUGAUUUCACCAGAGAGGCACCAAUCUCAUGACCUGCUGCUGAUAUCUUUGUUACCAAUUACCUCCAUUACAGCAGAAGGAUCAAACUGGAGCAUAGAAGGGAAAUGCCACUUCAUGUAAUCUAAGUGGUUUUCUAAAUUGUAUUUGACAGAGAGGAAACCACAUUCACAAAAACAUAUUAAAUUCACAUGAAAUAACAUCAGAAUCACUCUAGGUAUUAUUUCCAACAAUAAAUUGAGAUGGAAUAGUUCUAGAUGCCAUUUUCUUUUUCAAUAGUUCCAAGUUGACUUUAUUUUAUUUAAGCAUUCUUGAAAUGUGUUGGUAAAAUAUAUUUUGGGAUAUAUCUGAAGUAGGUGAGUAAAUUUGUUCUUAUACUUUUUGUAAUUUGUAGAAUUUAGGGGAGAGGGAUUUGUGAGAAACCUUUUUAUACAACUUUUUUGGUUCUGGAAACCAAGGUUUCCAGAACCCUUCUGCUGCUCUCUUACGUGGGUUAACUAUGGUAGUGAAUUACAGAAUUAAAAGAUGUGAGAAAAGUCUGGCAAGCAGACUCUACAUCAGCCUGAUUUAUUAUAAUGGUUAUUGAAGAGAGAAUCUAAAAUGGAGAAAUGUAAUUAUGACAUCGUAUGACUUUAGGAUGUUGGAAAAACCCUUAUUUAUCAUGUCAAUAUGUUUAGCAUUGUAUGACUUUAUACAUACUGUAGAUAUUACUAUUUUUUUGCUUUAUUUAUACACAAUGAUAACAGAAUAAGACUAAGCAAUAAAUAAACCUUGAUUUACUUGCUCUUUCUGUACUCUCUUGAAGGUUUUGAAAUCCUCCCGUUUGGCUUCAGUCCAGACUCACCACUCCCUCUCAGCUCUCAAACAUACCAUGAAACCACAAGGCGUGCCUUUUCACAGAAUCGAAACUGUUCUCUUCCUGGCGGAAAAGAAAGACCAACAUGUUAUAGUUUGUUCUCAGAUAUGGCUGUGUCUCGCAUAUCUGUCAGGAAGGACCACCUCAGCUGUCCACUCUGCCAGGAGGUGCUCAGUAAUCCAGCUGCUAUUCCCUGUGGACACAGUUUCUGCAUGAUCUGUAUCCAGGACUUCUGGGACAAUGAAGAAAAGGGUGAUCGUUUCUGCAGCUGCCCUGAAUGCCAAGACUCCUUUCAGCCGAGGCCUAUCCUGAUCAAGAACAUUGUUCUGGCUGAAAUGGUGGAAGGAAUGAAGAAGUCCAAGUGUGGAAAUAAUGUGGGUGCUGGAGGUAAGCGCAGACCUGUUGAAGACGGUCAGGAGGCAGGCCCUUCGCCCAGUCAUGCUCUGGGUUGGGCCAGACCCACAAAGAUACCCAAAACCACUAGAGUCUCAGAGGUACCGAAGAGCAGAGUAUGUCCUAUACAUGGCAGACUGCUGGAGAUUUACUGCUGUGAUGAUGAUCAAUGCAUCUGCCCUCUAUGCGCCCUGGUUGAGCAUAAAGCACAUAACAAUUUGUUGGCGAAAGAGGGACGGAAAAGGAAGCAGGAACAGCUCCAGGACAUUAAGAAGGAAUCCAAGCAGAGGAUCAAAAUGAGGGAACAGGAGCAGAAGGACAUAAGAGAGAACAUAAAGAGGGUUAAGGAAGGUGGUAGGGCUGCUGAGGAGCACUGCGAGGGCGUCCUCUCUGGGCUGAUCGACUCCCUCCAGAGGCACUACUCCACAGUGAGAGAGUUGAUCUUGGCCCACGAGACAGCUGCAGUGGCUCAGGCAGAGAGCUCCCUGUGCAGCAUGGAGAAAGACAUGGCUGCCCUGAAGAGGAGAGACGCUGAGCUGGGGCAGCUCUCACAGACAGAUGAUGAUAUCCACUUCCUCCAGAGAUUGCCCUCUCUCUCUAACCUCCCAGAACCCACUGACUUGUCCAGUGUCUCGACGGAUCCACACCUCCCCUUUGAGGCCAUAACGAGUGCUGUCUCAGAGUUUGGGAAUCGACUGGAGGCUUUCGCUGAGGAGGAAAUCAGUACAGUGUCUCAAACUGUGGCUGGAAAUGGAGGUUCCCAGUCUCCAGACCAUAGAGUCAUACCUGAGCAGCUUCCAGUUGUCAGUGCUGCACAGACCCCAGAGCCUACGACCAGAACAGAAUUUCUACAGUAUGCUUGUGAGCUUACCUUGGACCCCAACACUGCCCACAAGGACCUCUCCCUCUCAGAGGACGGCAGAAUGGUGAGGUGGGAUGCUAAAAAGCAGAAGGAACCGGUCCAACCUCACUCUGAGAGGUUUAACUACCGUCGCCAGGUGCUGUGCAAGAAGGGGCUUGAAGCUGAGCGCUGCUACUGGGAGGUGGAAGUGGUGGGGAACAAGGCUGAGAUUGCCCUGGCCUAUUGGGGCAUAGACAGAAAAUCAGUCUCUAAGAGAUCCGCUUUUGGGGCCAGUGACCAAUCCUGGAGCCUUGACCGUUCUAAAGGCUAUUCUGUGUGCCACAACAGUGAAGGUGUUGCACUCUGUGCAACCCCCAGCCAGUGCAGAUUAGGGGUUUACCUGCAAUUUAAGGAGGGCACCAUAACAUUUUAUGAAGUCUCAGAUAAGAUGGAGUUACUCUACAGAACCAAGAAGUUCACAUUCACUGAACCCCUCUACCCAGGGUUCUGGCUUGGGGAGGAGAGUUGCAUCACACUAUGUAAUCUGAGGCAUGAAAGAUUCUAACCAUGAGAGUAAAACUAGGACAUAGAGAUCGGGUUGCAAAAAUCUGGUAACUUUCCCCAAAUUCCAUGUUUGCCAGAAAUCCAUGUUGGAUAAUUCCCAGAAUCAGGAGGGAAUAAGCAGGAAAUCCACAAUCCUCCAAACAGGAUUUCUGGGAAUCUUGGGAAAGUUACCAGAUUUUUGCAACCCUAUAUAGAAAAUAAUAUACUAGAAAGUGUAGACUGUGGAUAGAAGUUCAAAAUAAAGCUAUAUACAUGGUAAACAUCCUGGAUAACAGUUAAAAGGCUUUAGAAUGCUGUUAGGUUUUGGGGCAUCAUAUCUUGGUUUUAUUAGCUUGUAAACCUCUAAAAUCAGCUUGUACCCUCUUUACAUUUGUAAUAUCGACGUAUUUGUAAUAUCUACUGAAACAUUUUUACAUUUUUCAUACAAUUUUUAUAAAAAUAAAAUCACGCAAAUUAAGUGCUAAA